GACUUUGCUUUGGUGUAAAGCUAUAAUAACCCUCUCUCAUGGGGAGCUCUGUCUCAGAGUCAUCUGAGGGAGACAUGGAGUUUUCUGGUCAUAAUGGGAGUCUCUGUCUCUCUGUUUCCAUUGUGUGUGACAUCACAGAGAAGUUUUGUUUCUUCUUCCCUCCCUCUCUCCCCUUCUGUAAUUGACUCCCCACAUCCUCAAAAGCUUAUAUUUUCUUCCUCUGUAUCAGCUUUAGUAUUCCCUCCUUCCUUUCCCUUCUCAGCCUCUGCUUUCCCCUUUCCCUUUCUUUUCUCCUCCACCUCCUAUUCUCUUCCUUUAUUCUCCCCCAAAGCUCCCACCUUUCUUCGAGUUAUCAGCUCGCUUCCAGCUCUCCGGAAACCUUGACGUAGAUCAAUUGUUUUGCCACUUCUAGUGUUCGGCUCCAGUAAAAGAGAAAUCUUAUAGCCUUUCUGGCCCUCUCGGAAAUGAGUUCUGGACCGUCGAAUCAAUUGCUGCAGUGCUUUCUCAACCUGAAUUCCGACCAUUCCACCGAUCCCGACACCCAACUUGGGUCGGCAAUGAGUUCCUUCAUGUCGUCUCAGUCGUCUAAUUCAGCUGCCCCUGCCAAGAGCUGCGGCUUUCGUGAGCUCGGGGCACGUUUGCAGAGAAUUGACGACUCGAGCGAGGAGGUCUCACCGCGGUCCCAAUUCACGGAUGCUUCUGGGAAUUCGUCUCCAAAAGGCGAUCUUUCCAAGCUGGAUAACGUUCGUCGACACUUGCCUCAGGCCAUGGGAGGGCUAACUAUCGCAGGCAAUCUGGCCCUGGCACAUUUGGAUCAGUUCGCGGCAUGCCCAGGUUUUGUGGAGAGCGCAGCAAGGUUUUCCAGCCUCGACGACCAGGAUCGCUGUUGGCGCUCCAGCCAUCUUGAGCUACCAGGGAAUGCCGUGCUGCAUUCCAGCGUAGCAAGCAACCAGUUUCCGACGGUGAGAUUUGCCGAGUUGUGGAACUCUAGAGAGGAAACAUCGGUAUCCGAUCCGAUUUCUGUGAGUGGAGAAGCAAGCUUAGGAGCUCCCAGAGAUAGCAACGCGAAGAAGCGAAAAGCUCCUCUGAAGAGCAAAGUGAAGGAUACUAUUCAACCGAAAUCCGUCAUUGAUCCUCCCAAGGUGGCAGACGAAGAGGAUUCUGAUGCAAAGAGAUGGCGAUCGACGGGGAACAAUAACGAGAUUGGCAAUGAGCAAAAUGAUGGUGCCAGAACUAGAGGGAAUGCUGAAGAGAAGCAGGAAAGAGAAAGCAAUGACAAGCCCUCAGAGCCUCCCAAGGACUACGUUCAUGUCAGGGCGAGAAGAGGCCAAGCAACCGAUACCCACAGCCUAGCAGAAAGGGUGAGAAGAGAAAAGAUCAGCGAACGAAUGAAGUUACUACAAGAUCUCGUUCCAGGCUGCAGUAAGGCAACCGGCAAGGCGGUCAUGCUUGACGAGAUUAUAGACUAUGUGCAGUCGUUGCAGCGCCAAGUCGAGUUUCUGUCCAUGAAGCUGGCCACUGUAAACCCUGAGUUGGAUUUCAACAAUUUGGCAAAUUUCCGUGCCAAUGAUAUGAUACAAAUUUGUAGGCCUGUGCCAGAUUCAGUGUAUCAAGUUGAAAUGAGCAUGGCAUCAUCACAUGCUAAGCAACCUCAACAGAGGAACAGAAUACGUUCUCAUUGCUUCAUGAACUUGUUAGACCCCACUUGUCAUCUAAGUCUCAUUGCACAUCAGGCUUACCUUAAUGGAAUUGGAGAUGCUUCAUCGCAGCUUGGGACUUUCUGGGAGGAUGAUCUCCAAAGUGUUGCUUCCUUUUGGAACUUCCAUGGUGGGACAUGACCAACUGCUCAAAUGAAGAUUGAGCUUUGAACAGCUCAUUGGUUUGGUAAAAAAAUAUGCAUCUGUAUGUAUAUAUGGUGAUGCUGCACAAUCACAGCCCAGAAGCUUCAGCUAAAAGUCUUUAGGUCUAAGCAUAUUUUGGUCCUAUUUUCUGAUUUAUCGGAAUAGUAUAAUUCUUUGGAUUUCUUAUCAGUUAUCAUUUGUAUGCAAUGAUGUGGUCCAAGUACUUCUGAAGCACCACAUCUGUGAUGUAAGAUUAUGAGGAUGAGAUAUUUGAAGUCACAAUUCUAUGGUCUAAUACUUGAUU
Molecule: messenger RNA, 2145 nt
Organism: Musa acuminata AAA Group (dessert banana)
Lineage: Eukaryota; Viridiplantae; Streptophyta; Magnoliopsida; Zingiberales; Musaceae
Product: transcription factor bHLH77
Exons: 8
Coding region: 465-1838 (457 amino acids)
Biological process (GO): regulation of DNA-templated transcription
Cellular component (GO): nucleus
Molecular function (GO): DNA-binding transcription factor activity; protein dimerization activity
Source: RefSeq, a predicted model, not a curated record